Messenger RNA from Dryobates pubescens (Downy woodpecker), 3669 nucleotides. It is a transcript of the gene GPM6B, whose product is annotated as glycoprotein M6B. Gene Ontology annotation, cellular component: plasma membrane; myelin sheath. Gene Ontology annotation, molecular function: structural constituent of myelin sheath. Gene Ontology annotation, biological process: central nervous system myelination; axon development. The record is from RefSeq and is a predicted model, not a curated record. The transcript has 8 exons. NCBI's taxonomy places the organism in Eukaryota, Metazoa, Chordata, Aves, Piciformes, Picidae. Bases 193 to 1179 code for a protein of 328 amino acids.
AGUCAGCGGAGCGAAAUUGAAGCUGACAAGACUUUUCUGGCGUUUUGGAAAGGACUGUAAUCUACUGUAGGGGAGAACAGAGCCGCUCAAUCACUGCUGCCGUAAAUAGGAGACGGAAGGGAGUGAGAAAGGAGGCGAAGAGAAAAAGUGCUUGCUGGGGGGGGAGGGGGGGCGGCAUUUUUGGUGGAUGGUAUGAAGCCAGCCAUGGAAACUGCAGCGGAGGAAAAUGCAGAACAAAGCCAAGAGAAAAAAGUGAUCACCAGACCAGAAAUGGAAAUUGGCAGGUACCACUGGAUGUACAGGAGUUCAAGGCCACACCGGUACCAUCAUGUGCCAGCAGUGAGAGGCAAUAUUAGCCCUUUGGGGAUUCAAGGUUGCUUUGAAUGUUGCAUUAAGUGCCUAGGAGGAGUGCCAUAUGCUUCGCUCGUGGCAACCAUUCUCUGCUUCUCGGGGGUAGCGUUGUUUUGCGGCUGCGGCCACGUGGCGCUCACGGGAACUGUGUCUAUCCUCGAGCAGCACUUCUCCACGACUGCCAGUGACCAUGCUUUGCUGAGUGAAGUAAUCCAGCUAAUGCAGUAUGUCAUUUACGGCAUUGCAUCCUUCUUCUUCUUGUAUGGAAUAAUCCUUUUGGCAGAAGGGUUUUAUACAACAAGUGCAGUGAAGGAGCUGCAUGGAGAGUUCAAAACAACAGCCUGUGGUCGCUGCAUCAGUGGAAUGUUUGUUUUCCUCACCUAUGUGCUUGGAGUGGCCUGGCUUGGAGUCUUUGGCUUCUCUGCCGUGCCUGUCUUUAUGUUCUAUAACAUAUGGUCAACCUGCGAAGUCAUCAAAUCUCUUCAGACAAAUGUGACAGUUCCUGGGGACCAGAUCUGUGUGGACAUCAGGCAAUACGGUAUUAUCCCUUGGAAUGCUGUACCUGGCAAAGCCUGUGGGCCCAUCUUAGAGAACAUCUGCAACACAAAUGAGUUCUACAUGUCCUACCACCUCUUCAUUGUGGCCUGUGCUGGAGCUGGUGCCACUGUCAUAGCAUUGAUCCACUUCCUCAUGAUACUGUCUUCUAACUGGGCCUACUUAAAGGAUGCCAGCAAAAUGCAGGCCUACCAAGAUAUCAAAGCAAAAGAAGAGCAGGAGCUUCAGGAUAUCCAGUCUCGGUCAAAAGAGCAACUCAAUUCUUACACAUAAAUGUCUGUCACAGUAAUUCAGCAGAAGAAUUCUGUAGCUCUGACAAAUCAACAAAUAGCUGCUCUGCAGUACAGAUGUGUGUCUACCAAACAAAAUUAGAGAGAAGUGCAAAAACUUCACAUUCCAGCUCCUGGAACACACUCAUAGGGAAUGGGUAAUCUUCCAUCCUUUCACACAGAGAAUGGAGGCUUUAUUCCAGGCAUUUUAAAAGGCAACACUUCACAAUCAGUGACCAAAUUAUUCUCCUCUGAGACGUUCGGUGUUUAUUAUUUGCCACUUCCUACAGCUUGCUGUCCUGCACAAAACGGUGGCAGGCGCUCCGAACCAACCCGCGGGCAGCGAGCAAAUCUCUGUCCAGGCCUUAGGCAGAGGCAGGCGUGGGGCGUGUGACUGAGCCUCUGAGUCCAGUCACCAAACGAAACUCCGCGCCCAGGCUUUGGGGCAGCGCCAGCCCGUGCCACGGCACGGCCGCAGCCCGUCCCGCCUCGCGGCAGGGCCCUCUUUGAACUCGCUCUCGCCCUGGGCCCGGGGAGCAGCCCUCAGCUUUUGUGCCACACUUUUCUAUGACAAAGCAGCCAAGCUCCUGCGCUUGUGGGAGCGUGGAGCACACGUCCCAAGUUUUAGUCCUUUUUAUUAACAGCCCUGUGAUGGAAUGUAGACCCCUGGAUAAUGAUCCCCUCCUUUGAAAAUAAAUGUCAGCUUUGCCUUAAUAUUUAUUUUCUAUAAAUGUCUUUAGCAUUUAUACAGCGGCAGGAGACCAUUAUCCCACACUGGACAUGGAAAGUGUUACCUUCUUAAAAUGACACUGAGCUGACUAUUCCCCAUGAGCGGAUGGGAAGGUUUGCAGAGUUCCACACAAACAAGAGAAAUUACAGCCAUAAAGCAGGAUCUCCACCUUUCUCUAUCUUGGUGCUUAGCAAAUUUCUAGUCAGUGCUUACGUGUUGUCCUUUUUACAGAUCAGUUAGAGCAUUCUGAAAAGGUGGUGUUCAGACACAAAACCCAACAAUGAACAAACUGGUGCCAUUUGAAAAAGUCAUUUCCCAUAGGAGUCUGCCUUCUAAUUAACGGUUUGGGUUUGUUUUUUUUUUUGUUUCAGAAGCAUUCAGUGAUAUCUUGAGUAUUAGUGAUGGUAUAUUUGGUGUUUGUUCUAUAUGAUAUAUAUAUAUAUAUAUAUAUAAAUGUUGGGGGGGGGGAAGCAAAACACAUCAGUCUUGGAAAAAAUGAAAUCCUGGAGUCAUACCCAUGGUCAGCUGCCGUGUGGGGUGAGAGUUCUGACUGUUUGCUGCAUACAAGUUAGAGGCAGCAGAGAUUUCUUCAAGACAGUAUUAAAAGGCAUUAGGGUAGGGGUGGGUAUUCACUUCAGAGAUUCCUUCUUUUUUUUUCCUUACCAUUUUUUUUCCUUUUUUGGUUACAUAUUGAAGUCUAAUUUGACAGUUUCACAAAAGGGGCAAAGUUGAUCAACGUAGAGCAAAUAUGACAACAAUAGCCUAGUGUAUGUUCUUACCUGUUGCAUGAAGGAGACAUUUCUACAGCCAUGCAGGUGACGUUCUAGCCCAGUGUUUGCAUAAGGGUAUAAUGGAGGCAGUGUCUUAAAGCCUAAUUCUUUUCUAAUUCAGUGUAGCUAUGACUGGGAGUUUUUGAAGUUUUGUUUAAGUAGUCCUAAUAUUUUUAUGUAAAGAGCAUUAAAUUUUGCUAUGUAUAAAUUUUUGUAACCUAACAGUGAAUCAAUAUUUUCUAUCAGUGCCAAGGGCUUCCUGUAGUUACAUCCAAGUGGUUAAAAUAAAUAUUUGUAGAUAAUAGACGACACUUGUGUACGCUUAUUUGAACCCAGACCUACAGCUGCUCCAUCCUAGCGCAUCUCUGUGCUUUAUCUCUAUCUGAAAGAGUUAGUUCAACACGUUUUGCUCAGUAGUGCCUACCCCACUUGCUCCUGUAGGGGGAGGGAGGCCCUGUAGGUGUAACGCUUCAGCAUGGUAAGUCAGCGAGUGUUCCUAGCAUGAGGUAGUGGUAGUUGUUCCAGGCCAGCAUAAUGCAACCAGCACUCUCCGUCCCCUUCCGGACAGCGCUGAGGAGGAUUCUCUCAGAAAUUGGGUGAAAGGCAGCGCUGCUGCAAGGCCAAAGUAAGCAGCGUGUAAAAUUAGACCGGCCCCCAUAGCACGGCCUAGCCUAACUGCUAAAAGCAAAGCUUAUUGCUGUCACGCUUCUGGUACAGCCUGUUGCACCGGCAAGUGAAUUCAAGACAGAGCUUCGAUUUUUGCCCCUAAAUUCUGUCAAACUUGGCUUCAUGUUCUUGUAGUUAGGUCAAGAAGAGCAGCCUCAAAGGCAGUGCAAGUUGUAAUAUAUGCUGCCACCCAAAACUACUUCAUUGAUUAAAAAAAAUACUGUAUUUUAUACUGUAAAUAAAGUUUAAUGAUCUUGCCUAUAAUUACCUACAAAAUACAAAGCUUAAAUAAAGAUGAGUUAAAUAGCAUUUUCAUUUGAAUCUCUCC